AUGCUAUUUGGUGUGAAGCUAGCUAAUGAUACUUAUCCCCCAUGGAGGGAUUCUUAUAUCGAUUAUGAGAAAUUGAAAAAGUUGUUAAAAGAGUCCGUUAUCAGAGACUCUGAAAUGUUCAAUGGUUCUUCUUCUGGCCGUGGGAAGAAGGGGAAGAAGGGGAAGAGUAAUGUAGAUGAAUAUUGGAGUGAGAAGGAUGAAUCCAAAUUUGUUUCCGCGUUGGAUGAGGAGUUGGAGAAAGUUUAUGGAUUUCAAACUUCUGCUUACAAUAAGAUUAUGAAUACCUUGAAUAGGCUUGAAGAAGAAACUGAAAGUGAAGAGAAUCUACAUACGAUUGAUUUUCAGGCGUUCCAUCAACAAUUGGAAGAAUGUUUGAGUCAGGCCCAGGAAUUGGACAAUUUCCAACGUUUAAAUUUCACUGGUUUCACCAAGAUUGUGAAGAAACACGACAAAUUGCAUCCAGGUUACCCAUCUGUCAAGUCAUUGUUACAAGUGAGAUUAAAAUCGUUACCGUUCCAUUCGGAAGAAUACUCUCCAUUGUUGUACAAGAUCUCUUAUCUAUACAACAUCUUGCGUAACAACUUCUCAUCUGUAUCGAAAUCUUUGGCUAACUCAUCAAAACUUUCCUCUAUGCCAAAGAACGAACAGAUGUCUACACAAUCCUUCAAAUUCUGGAUUCAUCAAGAUAAUUUAAUGGAAGUGAAAACUAAUAUCUUGAGACGUUUGCCAGUGUUAGUCUAUGCUCAAGCACCCUCUGAGAACGAAGACUUGAUCGAUAGAUUGGAGUCUAAUCUUUUGAAUGACGACGGUGGUCCAGCAAUGUCCAGUUCCAGUAACGAAACCGAUGUGGGUCAUUUGAACAAAAGUUUUGAACCUGUCAUCUCCACGCUAUAUUUCGAUAACGAGUUCUUCGAAUUGUACAACAACAAGUUAUUGAAAACCAACUCUGCUCCAACUUUGAGAUUGAGAUGGAUUGGUAAAUUGAACGACAAGCCGGACAUUUUCCUUGAAAAGAGAAUGUUUGUAGACAACGAGGAUUCUUCUUCGACCGAUUUCGAUGAAACAAGGAUUAAGUUGAAACCAAAAUUCAUCAAUGGAUUUAUUUUCAACGGUGAUACCGAAUAUAAGGAAAUGAUGCUCAAGAAAUUGAAGGAAUCCGGCUCAAGCAACGAUACUACCAAGAAAUUGGAAAACAAUUUCGAUUCCAUCCAACAAUUCAUUCUUGAAAACGAAUUACAACCAGUUCUAAGAACUUUAUACCAAAGAACUGCAUUCCAAAUUCCAGGUGAUGACCGUGUAAGAAUCACUAUCGAUUCAGAUAUCCUUUACAUCCGUGAAGAUUCCUUUGACAAGGACCGUCCAAUCAGAGACCCUCAUCACUGGCACAGAUCUGACAUUGAUUCUAACGUGGCCCAUCCAUUGAAAUUGGUUAGACCUGGCGAAUACGCUAAGUUCCCAUACUCUGUUAUGGAAAUCAAAGUGAAGACAUCUGCGUCUUCUAUUGCCUCAUCCGAGAAUGCACUAAGCGUUCUAGCCCAUGGUGGUAACCAAGUGAAAUGGAUCGCUGAUUUAGCCAAUUCCCAUUUGGUGAAAGAAGUGCCAAAGUUCUCCAAAUACGUACAAGGUGUGGCCUCAUUGUUCGGUGACGAUGAAAAAUUGGAUAUGUUACCAUUCUGGUUACCAGACUUGGAAUUCGAUAUCAGAAAGGAUCCAAACCAGGCCUACGAGGAAGAGAAGAAGAAAUUAGAAAGACAACAGGAGCAUGUCGCCAAGAUGGACAAGAUGAAGAGAUUGUCAGUGGUAGCCGGUGGCGGAGACCAGUCUUCACCAGCUGCACCAUCGACAAGUGCCUUGAACGAAGAAGACGAACCUGAGGAAGACGAAGAGUCUUCCGAGGAUGAAGAUUCUGCUACCUUGGCCAGAAACAAAGGGAAAUCAGAUGCAAGAAAACAGAAACAUCGUCAUCGUCAUGAACCUAACAUUUUCAAUCUUUUGACAGGUAGAGACACCACUGACAGCAAACUCACCGGUGUCGAUUCUGAAGACGAAGAAAUUGAAUUACCACCGGGUGUCAAGAAACCAACAAGUUACAUCAAGAACGCUGGUCCUGUGAAAGUCGAAGCAAAGGUAUGGCUAGCCAACGAACGUACGUUCAACAAAUGGCUCUCAGUGACCACUUUACUCAGUGUGUUAACCUUUUCCAUCUCGAGUUCUGUGAAGAAGGCAAACAUGCCAUUCUUGGCCGAGUGGUUAACUUACAUCUACUUUGCAUUGACUGUAUUUACUGGCCUAUGGGCGUACCAAACCUACAUCAACAGAAUAAACGUCAUCAGAGCCCGUAGUGGGAAACACCUUGACGCACCAUUCGGACCUUUGGCCGUCUCCGUCAUCGUGUCUACUACGCUAAUAAUCAACUUUGUCGUUGCAUUCAGAGAAUUAAUCAGAAAUGGCCACACUGAUGAUCCAGCUACUCCUGCGUUCAUCGCUAGCGCCGUAGAAACCAUCGGUAGAAUCGCGGGCCCAUAG
Molecule: messenger RNA, 2526 nt
Organism: Kluyveromyces lactis
Lineage: Eukaryota; Fungi; Ascomycota; Saccharomycetes; Saccharomycetales; Saccharomycetaceae
Gene: VTC2
Product: vacuolar transporter chaperone
Exons: 1
Coding region: 1-2526 (841 amino acids)
Cellular component (GO): vacuolar transporter chaperone complex; fungal-type vacuole membrane
Source: RefSeq, a predicted model, not a curated record